Rasamsonia emersonii CBS 393.64 is the source of this 2814-nucleotide messenger RNA. RefSeq names its product AP-2 adaptor complex subunit alpha. Gene Ontology annotation, molecular function: clathrin-cargo adaptor activity. The transcript has 4 exons. Gene Ontology annotation, biological process: intracellular protein transport; clathrin-dependent endocytosis. Gene Ontology annotation, cellular component: membrane coat; AP-2 adaptor complex. The record is from RefSeq and is a predicted model, not a curated record. NCBI's taxonomy places the organism in Eukaryota, Fungi, Ascomycota, Eurotiomycetes, Eurotiales, Trichocomaceae. Bases 1 to 2814 code for a protein of 937 amino acids.
AUGUCGUCGAUGCGAGGCUUGGUCCAAUUCAUUGCGGACCUGCGCAAUGCCAGGGCGAGGGAACUCGAGGAGAAGAGGAUCAACAAGGAACUGGCCAAUAUCCGGCAGAAGUUCAAGGACGGGAAUCUGAACGGCUACCAGAAAAAAAAAUACGUCUGCAAGCUGCUGUACGUCUACAUCCAGGGUUACGAUGUGGAUUUCGGUCACCUCGAGGCCGUCAACCUGAUCUCGGCCAAGAACUAUUCCGAAAAGCAGAUUGGAUACCUGGCCGUCACCCUGUUCCUCCACGAGCAACAUGAGCUCCUCCACCUGGUUGUCAACAGUAUCCGGAAGGACUUGCUCGAUAUGAAUGAGCUGAAUAACUGCCUGGCGCUGCAUGCGGUGGCCAAUGUCGGAGGCCGCGAGAUGGGUGAAGCCCUAGGUGCGGACGUGCAUCGACUUUUGAUCGCUCCGACUUCCAAGUCAUUCGUCAAGAAAAAGGCCGCGUUGACUCUUCUCCGUCUCUAUCGCAAACACCCCAGCAUCGUGCAGCAGGAGUGGGCAGAGCGAAUUAUCUCCCUCAUGGACGAUCCUGACCUGGGAGUCACAUUAUCUGUCACCUCGCUUGUUAUGGCAUUGGUCCAGGCCAACCCAGAGCAAUACAAGGGCAGCUAUGUCAAAGCCGCCCAGCGGCUAAAGAAGAUCGUGGUGGACAAUGAGGUGCCUGCUGACUAUUUCUACUAUCGCGUUCCGUGCCCGUGGCUUCAAGUGAAACUGCUUCGGCUUCUGCAGUAUUACCCGCCCUCUGAGGAUACGCAUGUUCGACAACUCAUCCGGGAAUCGCUUCAGCAGAUCAUGCAUAAUGCGAUGGACACGCCCAAGAAUGUCCAACAGAACAAUGCCCAAAACGCCGUUCUUUUUGAAGCCAUCAAUCUUCUGAUUCACCUUGAUACGGAACACGAUCUCAUGAUGCAAAUCUCUGCCCGACUUGGGAAAUUUAUUCAGUCGCGUGAGACCAACGUUCGGUACCUCGGACUCGAGGCUAUGACACACUUCGCCGCCAGGGCUGAGACCCUGGAUCCCAUCAAGAAACACCAGUCCUUCAUUCUCGGCUCGCUGAGAGAUCGUGACAUCAGUGUCCGGCGCAAGGGUCUUGAUCUAAUCUAUAGCAUGUGUGACACGACCAAUGCGCGGCCGAUCGUGGCUGAACUGCUUUCGUAUCUACAGUCAGCAGACUAUGCCAUCCGGGAGGAGAUGGUCUUGAAGAUUGCCAUCCUGGCGGAGAAAUAUGCCACCGAUGCUCGAUGGUACAUCGAUACGUCUUUGAGACUCCUUGCCUUGGGGGGCGACCAUGUUAGCGACGAGGUGUGGCAACGGGUGAUUCAGAUCGUCACCAACAACGAAGAACUCCAGGCCUAUGCUGCAGACCACCUCCUCCAAUAUCUCAAGGGCGACUGCCAUGACAGCCUGAUCAAGAUCGGCAGUUAUAUAUUGGGCGAAUUUGGCCAUCUGAUCGCAGAUAACAAGGGCUGCAGUCCGAUUGAGCAAUUCCUGGCUCUGCAGUCCAAGAUGUUUUCGUGUUCUGACAAUACGCGAGCCAUGAUUCUUUCCGCGUUCAUCAAGUUCGUGAACCUCUUCCCUGAGAUAAAGCCCCAGCUUCUGCAGAUGUUCCGUCUCUACAGCCACUCCCCGGAUCCCGAGUUGCAGCAAAGAGCGUUUGAGUACCUCAAGCUGGCGACGCUACCGACGGACGAUCUCCUUCGAACGGUUUGCGAUGAGAUGCCGCCGUUCUCGGAGAGGGCGUCGGCCUUGCUGUCCCGCCUGCACCAGAAGACCGCUGGCACAAGUGACAAGAAGACAUGGGUCGUGGGAGGCAAGGAUGCCAACAAGGACCAGAAAGAGAUCAUGAUGGCACAGAAUACCGGCCUGAAGCGGUCAUUCACGACUAUUGUCAAUGGGGGCACUAACGGCACGAAUGGCGCAGUCAAGGGCUCUGCCUCGGAAGAUCUUGCAGGACUUGAUCUGACCGGGAGCAGCGAACCGGCGGCGCCCAACCUCGCCAGCGCCGCCCACCUGAGCCCCGACUGGGAGAUUGGAUACAACCGGCUGUACUUUGCUGACGAAGGCGUCCUCUUCGAAGAUGCCCAGAUCCAGGUGGGCCUGCGGUCCGAGUACCGCGCGCACCUGGGUGUUGUCAAACUCUAUUUCACGAAUAAAGCGUCAUUUUCGAUCGGAUCGUUUACGACGACUCUGGACAACCGGUCCCAUCCGAACCUGAAGAUUGACACGAAGAGCCUGCCGGAUUCGAUGGUCCCGCCGGCGGGUCAGACACAGCAGACACUGUUUUUUGAAGCUAACGGCGCUUUUUCGGAUGCGCCGACCAUCAGGAUAUCGUAUCUUGCCGGCGCCCUGCAGGCAUAUACGCUGCAGCUGCCGAUUCUGAUGCACCGAUACAUGGACCCGUCGGAGCUGUCGGUGGAGGAUUUCUUCAAGCGAUGGAGACAGAUCGGUGGACCGCCGUUGGAAGCUCAGAAGACAUUUGGCGUUACAGCUAAAGGACGGACCAUCAACGAGACGUUUACGCGGAGGAUAGUAGACGGGUUCCGGUGGAAGAUCCUGAAUGGGGUUGAUCCCAACCCGAAGAACGUCGUUGGAUGCGCCGUCUACCAGGCGCAGGGAGGCAAGACCGGCUGUUUGCUACGGCUGGAGCCGAAUUAUGAGAAGAAUAUGUACCGCAUCACGAUCCGGGCGACGCAGGAGCACGUCCCCCAGGCGCUAGUCCGCCAGAUGGAGCAGAAACUGUCCCAAGGUACGACCAUGGACAGUGAUCGAUGA